Echinops telfairi (small Madagascar hedgehog) is the source of this 1028-nucleotide messenger RNA. RefSeq names its product vestigial like family member 1 (gene VGLL1). Lineage: Eukaryota; Metazoa; Chordata; Mammalia; Afrosoricida; Tenrecidae. The record is from RefSeq and is a predicted model, not a curated record. The transcript has 6 exons. Gene Ontology annotation, cellular component: nucleus. Gene Ontology annotation, biological process: regulation of transcription by RNA polymerase II. The coding region runs from base 1 to 873 and encodes 290 amino acids.
AUGGAAGAGACAAAGAAGUCAACCAAGAAACGAAAGAUUCCUAUAAAAACCGAGUGGAAUUCUCGCUGUGUCCUUUUCACCUAUUUCCAAGGAGACAUAAGCAGCGUCGUGGAUGAGCACUUUUCCAGAGCUCUGAGAAAUGUCAAAAAACCCUCAAGCCAGAGCCAAUAUGUGACCGCAAGGAAUGAGAGUGGCAUGCCUCCCAAUCAAUGGCGUGUACCUUCACAGUGGAGAAAGCUACAGACAGAAGCCGCUUUUGCAAGUGGUGGAGCCAACCGCAACUCCAAUAUGUAUGGUCCCAUGGCUAUGGAGCUAUACCGACGGUCCCUGACCCGGGGCCCCACUUCCAUUGCCACAGCCACGGCCACGGCCACGGCCACGGCCACUGCCACGGCCACGGCCACGGCCUCUACCUCUCCCAGGGAGCUGUGGCAUUUCUCUUCGCUGGCCAACCUCAACUCCCUAGAGCGUGGCUACCCUCAUGCUUUCUCUGGUGGCCACGUGGUUCCAGAGCCCAAGCCUGAUGGGAAGGAUGAAUCCUUCCUAAGUCUCCUCCAACAAGAAAGAUGUCCAGGCUGUCCUCAGGAAUCCGCCAGAAAGGAGGACCAACAUAACUAUCCUCAGGGCGCUGGAAGAGCAGGCUUGUUCUUCGACCCACCUCCUGGGCCCUCCCACUGUCUUUCUCCCAGAAAUGAAGACCACCAUAACCAUCCUCAGGGCGCUGGAAGAGCAGGCUUGUUCUUCGACCCACCUCCUGGGCCCUCCCACUACAAUAAAGUCUACUACUCCCCAAAUCACGCAUUGGCCAGUACCAGCCUUGAAAAUGAACGGAGCCAGCCUCCAGAGAAAAGACAAGACAAAUACUUUUAUUAAACUAUUGUUUGAAGAGGAGAAUGCUUUUUUUGCAAUCCUACUCCUGAUUUUCCACUUACUACUAAAGAGCAUUAAGUUCUGGCCAAGUUUAUGCUUUCCCUAAAGUUAUACCCAUAUUCUUUCUUGACACUUUAGACACGAUGGCAGGGUUUUCA